This is a messenger RNA of Serinus canaria (Common canary), 6135 nucleotides long. RefSeq names its product regulating synaptic membrane exocytosis 1 (gene RIMS1). Gene Ontology annotation, cellular component: cytoskeleton of presynaptic active zone; presynaptic membrane. Gene Ontology annotation, molecular function: small GTPase binding; transmembrane transporter binding. The transcript is spliced from 32 exons. The record is from RefSeq and is a predicted model, not a curated record. NCBI's taxonomy places the organism in Eukaryota, Metazoa, Chordata, Aves, Passeriformes, Fringillidae. Gene Ontology annotation, biological process: calcium ion-regulated exocytosis of neurotransmitter; intracellular protein transport; regulation of synaptic plasticity. Bases 149 to 4993 code for a protein of 1614 amino acids.
UGAAAGGCUGGGUCUCCGCCUCCUCCGCUGCUGCCAGAGAGCUGCCGGCUGCCGCUGCUCGGAGGACUACCCUGUGAAGGGGGCGGAGGAGAGGCUGGCUGGGUUCGCCGUGCAAAGGUAGAAGGUGUAAGGGAGAGGCGGCAAGAAAAUGUCUUCUUCGGUGGGGCCCCGCGGCCCUCGCCCGCCCACGGUGCCUCCCCCGAUGCAGGAGCUGCCCGACCUGAGCCACCUGACAGAGGAGGAGAGGAACAUCAUCAUGGCAGUGAUGGACCGGCAGAAAGAGGAGGAAGAAAAAGAAGAGGCCAUGCUCAAGAGGUUGCAUCAACAAUUUGAAAGCUAUAAAGAGCAAGUAAGAAAGAUAGGGGAAGAAGCCCGCCGUUACCAGGGAGAGCACAAGGAUGAUGCUCCAACAUGUGGAAUCUGUCAUAAAACAAAGUUUGCAGAUGGUUGUGGCCAUUUAUGCUCUUAUUGCCGGACCAAGUUCUGUGCUCGAUGUGGAGGUCGUGUCUCUCUGCGAUCAAACAAUGUUAUGUGGGUAUGCAAUUUAUGUCGAAAGCAACAAGAAAUCCUAACGAAAUCUGGAGCGUGGUUUUUCGGAAGCGGACCACAGCCGUCGCCCAGCCAGGACGGAACGCUGAGUGAUACGGCCACGGGCGCAAGCUCGGACGCACCGAGAGAAAAGAAAGCGAGACUUCAAGAGCGAUCGAGGUCACAGACUCCCCUGAGUACUGCAGCUGCCUCAUCCCAGGAAAUCUCUCCUUCCAGCGUGCAGCCUGACCGGAGGAAAGGAGCAGAAGUGUCACAGCCGGCUAUGGGCCCGGACCAAAAGCAAGCUUCAAGGUCUAGGAGCGAACCUCCAAAAGAGAGGAAGAAGGCAGUAUUGGUUUCUGACCAGAAUGGCAAAGGUGUAAAGAGUGAGCGUAAGCGUGUGCCAAAAUCCUCACUUCAGAAAGAAGGACCAGCAGAUGACAGGGAGCGUAAAGAGCGGCAUGAAGGUAGAAGGCUGGAGAAAGGCAAGUCCCAGGAUUACCCAGACUUGCCAGAGAAACUUGAGGAAGGCAAAGUGCCUGACGAUGAAAAACAAAGGAAGGAAGAUGAAUAUCAUACCCGUUACAAGAGUGACCCCAAUCUGGCAAGAUACCCUGUAAAACCACACCCUGAGGAGCAGCAGAUGCGCAUGCACGCCAAAGUUUCUAAAGCACGCCAUGAGAGAAGACACAGUGAUGUAGCUUUGCCACACACAGAAAUGGAGGAAGCGGAGGUACCUGAGAAUAAAUUAGGAAAACGCUCACAAUUACAGGGAACUCAGGACAGAAAAUCUCUUGUGGAAACUCAGAGGUCGUACUCUAUAGACAGAACAGGUGAUGUAAGAAUUUCUGUUUCUAAACAAUUAACUAAUCAUAGCCCACCAACUCCCAGGCAUAGUCCAGUUCCUAUAGAACACGUAGAAUACAAGAACCACGAUUCCUUUAUAAAACAGAGCCGCCUUGAUCCUAGCUCUGCUAUUCUCAUGCGAAAAGCAAAGCGGGAGAAAAUGGAGACCAUGCUAAGGAAUGAUUCCCUUAGCUCUGACCAGUCGGAAUCAGUGCGGCCAUCCCCUCCAAAGCCUCAUAGAGCAAAAAGAGGCGGAAAGAAAAGGCAGAUGUCAGUUAGUAGCUCAGAGGAAGAAGGGGCAUCAACACCAGAAUAUACUAGCUGUGAAGAUGUGGAGAUAGAAAGUGAAAGUGUCAGUGAAAAAGGUGACUUGGAUUAUUACUGGCUGGAUCCUGCCACGUGGCACAGCAGGGAGACGUCCCCUAUUAGUUCGCAUCCCGUAACGUGGCAGCCUUCCAAAGAGGGAGAUCGCUUAAUUGGGCGUGUUAUUCUUAACAAGAGAACAACCAUGCCUAAAGAAUCAGGUGCAUUACUGGGGCUAAAAGUUGUUGGAGGAAAAAUGACAGAGUUAGGACGACUCGGUGCCUUCAUUACCAAAGUGAAGAAAGGUAGCUUGGCUGAUGUGGUGGGGCAUCUCAGAGCAGGGGAUGAAGUUCUAGAAUGGAAUGGUAAACCCUUGCCUGGAGCUACAAAUGAAGAAGUUUACAACAUUAUUUUAGAAUCAAAAUCAGAACCUCAAGUUGAAAUCAUUGUUUCAAGGCCUAUUGGUGAUAUUCCACGGAUUCCCGAGACUUCCCACCCCCCCUUAGAGUCUAGUUCAAGUUCUUUUGAAUCUCAGAAGAUGGAAAGGCCUUCUAUUUCUGUUAUAUCUCCAACUAGCCCUGGAGCCCUACGGGAUGCACCUCAGGUCCUACCAGGGCAGCUUUCUGUUAAACUCUGGUAUGACAAAGUGGGACAUCAGUUGAUAGUCAAUGUUCUACAGGCAACAGAUUUGCCACCAAGAGUAGAUGGACGCCCUAGAAAUCCCUAUGUAAAAAUGUAUUUUCUUCCAGACAGAAGUGAUAAAAGUAAAAGAAGGACCAAAACAGUAAAGAAAAGUCUAGAGCCAAAAUGGAACCAAACUUUUCUCUACUCACAUGUACAUCGUAGAGAUUUUAGAGAACGAAUGCUUGAAAUCACAGUUUGGGAUCAGCCAAGAGUACAAGAAGAAGAGAGUGAAUUUCUUGGAGAGAUUCUUAUAGAGCUGGAGACAGCACUUUUAGAUGAUGAACCACAUUGGUAUAAGCUACAGACACAUGAUGAAUCUUCACUACCUCUGCCUCACCCAUCACCAUUCAUGCCAAGAAGACAUGUUCAUGGUGGAGAGAGCGCUAGCAAAAAAUUACAAAGAUCUCGGCCAAUCAGUGAUAGUGACAUCUCAGAUUUUGAUGUUGAUGAUGGUAUUGGAGUUGUUCCUCCAGUAGGUUAUAGGUCUAGUACUAGAGAAAGUAAAUCCACAACGCUAACUGUGCCAGAGCAGCAAAGAACAGCAACACAUCAUCGUUCACGUUCCGUGUCUCCUCACCGUGGUGACGAUCAGGGCAGGCCCCGUUCACGUUUACCAAAUGUGCCAUUACAGAGGAGUUUAGAUGAAAUUCAUCAGAUGAGAAGAUCACGUUCUCCAACUAGACACCAUGAUGCCUCCAGAACUCCAGUUGAUUACAGAUCCAGAGAGAUGGAUAGUCAGUAUUUGUCUGAUCAAGAAAGUGAGCUUCUUAUGCUGCCCAGAGCAAAGCGAGGAAGAAGUGCAGAGUGCCUACACACCAUCAGCUCAACUCUUCCUGCAUGUGCUAAGACCAAACCCGUGAUUAGACAGGAUAUUUCACUCCUUCAUGAUUGCCUUAAUUUACGAAUAUCGAAAUUUGGAGAUGAUCUGCUGGUUAGUGAACUGCAGCCCUCCCUUGACAGGGCUAGGAGUGCUAGUACCAACUGCUUGAGACCAGAUACUAGUUUGCAUUCACCAGAACGAGAAAGGGGUAGAUGGUCCCCCUCCCUAGAGAGGAGACGACCUACUAGUCCCAGGAUUCAUAUCCAGCAUGCAUCUCCGGAGGAUGACAGAACAAGGACGCUGGAGUCUUGCAUUCCAAAACAAGACAGUGUAGACCACCUAAGUGCUAAACCUGGAGCAGCACAGAGGCAGUCCAGAAAAGUGGAAAGAUAUAGCAGCCAAAAACAAGCUAGGAAAGGCCCUGCAGCUGAAACAGAAAGAACACAUCAGCAAGGAAGUCCCACGCAGUCUCCUCCUGCAGACACCUCCUUCAGCAGUCGUAGGGGAAGACAGCUACCACAAGUUCCAGUAAGAAGUGGCAGUAUAGAGCAAGAGCAAGAGAAUUUUAACUCUCCCACAAAAGCAAGCUUAGUAGUGGAGGAGCGAACGAGACAGAUGAAAAUGAAAGUGCACCGUUAUAAUCAGACAUCAGGGUCUGGUUCUAGCCAAGAACAUGAGCGUGAGCAAUACACCAAGUAUAACAUACAAACAGAUCAGUACAGAAGUUGUGAUAACGUCUCUGCCAAAUCAUCAGAUAGUGAUGUCAGUGAUGUGUCAGCCAUUUCCCGAACCAGCAGUGCCUCUCGCCUCAGCAGCACAAGUUUUAUGUCAGAGCAAUCUGAGCGCCCUCGGGGCAGGAUCAGUACAUUUACUCCUAAAAUGCAAGGCAGACGGAUGGGGACUUCAGGGAGAAUCACAAAGAGCACAAGUGUGAGCGGAGAGAUGUACAAGCUGGAGCACAUUGACGGGAGCCAGUCGGACACGGCUGUGGGCAUGCUUGGAACAGGUGGGAAGAAAAGGAGGUCCAGCUUUAGUGCCAAAGUGGUUGCCAUAGUGUCUCGAAGGAGCAGAAGCACAUCUCAGCUUAGUCAGACAGAGGCUGGCAGCAAGAAGCUAAAGAGCACAAUACAGAGAAGUACAGAAACAGGAAUGGCAGCAGAGAUGAGAAGUCGUAUGGUUCGACAGCCAAGUCGAGAAUCCACUGACGGCAGCAUAAAUAGUUAUAGCUCUGAGGGCAACUUAAUAUUUCCUGGAGUACGGCUGGGCGCUGACAGUCAGUUCAGUGAUUUCCUCGAUGGACUGGGACCUGCACAGUUAGUAGGCCGGCAAACACUAGCAACCCCUGCCAUGGGUGACAUCCAGAUUGGAAUGGUGGAUAAAAAAGGCCAGUUAGAAGUAGAAGUCAUUAGAGCCCGUGGCCUCACACAAAAACCUGGCUCCAAAUCUACCCCAGCUCCAUAUGUUAAAGUGUAUUUACUGGAAAAUGGAGCAUGUAUAGCUAAGAAGAAGACAAGGAUUGCAAGGAAGACGCUUGAUCCUCUAUACCAACAGACACUGGUUUUUGAGGAAAGUCCACAGGGUAAAGUCCUUCAGGUUAUAGUCUGGGGAGACUAUGGCCGAAUGGACCACAAAUGCUUCAUGGGAGUUGCCCAGAUCCUUCUGGAGGAACUGGAUCUGUCCAGCGUGGUAAUAGGCUGGUAUAAAUUAUUUCCACCUUCAUCGCUAGUGGAUCCAACAUUGACUCCCCUGACACGUAGGGCUUCCCAGUCAUCUCUGGAAAGUUCAACUGGGCCUCCCUGCAUUAGAUCAUAGUAGCAGGUGCUGUCUAUUCAAAACAUCACCCAGGAUAACAAUUGGAACCAGAUAUUCACAUGAUCAAGAAACACUGUUGGAAAGAGACAAUCACUUCCGUUUUUGCUUGUAGUAGUUAUCCAAACAUAUGUCUGUCUGUUGAGAGAUGGCUUAAAUUGACAGAACAAAGGUGUAUCACAUACAGCUAAUCUAUUAGCAGCUACCACUGAUGCUUAUAAUGACUAAAAAAAAAAAAAAAAAAAAAAGAAAGAAAGGAAAAAGAAAAAUAUAGAGGGACAUUUAGAUUCAAUGAGUCAAAGAUGACCCAAACUGGAAGCUCUCACUCUGUUAACAAUGUUGCUUUUUUUCACAUUUUGAGAGAGCCCUCAAGCAGUGUUACCUUCCUGGUGUUUCAGAAGUUUUUCUGUACUUGUCACUUCCACUAGUUUUUUGCCACAUGAUUCUGCUAGUUUUGUAGAAGUCCUCACAAUGCUAACAGAGACCCUUCCUUUCUUUUUCUAAAACAACAAAAAAGGGCUGAAGCUUAUCUCUGUAAGCAUCGUUAAAGUGUUCAACAGCCACAGUUACAAUUCCAGCAAAUUCAAAUCGUUCCUCAGUUCUGGUACUUACAAGUCUUUCACAUGGGAACCCAGAACAAAUGACCAAUCUAAGUUAUAUUCUUACAAAUAAAAAUCAUCACAGUGCCACUUUUUCUUUGUAAAAAGCAGAUAUGUUUGCAUUAUAUAUAUAUAUAAUAACUUUUCUGUUUAUGAUGUUUUGCAUGGAAGAAUUUUGAAGAAUUCUGCAACUACUGCUGGGGACUGGUAUAAAGCAGCUUUAGUCUUAAUUUUGACAUUGAAUAUGUUACUGGUAAUGCAAUUUUCCUCCUAGAAUUGGAGAGGAAAUACUUACAUUUCUGUGUAUAAAUGUAUAUUUGACUUCCCAAAAUAUUGACCAGGAAUGAAUUGAGCAUAUGACACUUUCAGCUGUACCCAGGCUUCUCUGAUGUGUGUCGCUUCAGACGCACCUGUCUGCCCUGGAUAGAGCAUGGUAUGAGUUGUUCAAUAUUUCACUGGAGAUUCCAGUUGAAAUAUUCUGCACUUACUAAUGUUUUUACCAAAUUUUAGUUUACAUUUCUUUGAGAUUGAUGCAAGCACAAGGCU